AUGUCUCAACCAACUCCUAACCCUCCUGAUGCCGCCGCCGCCGCCCAAGUCGCCGGACAGUCCCCCUCCUCUUCCUCCCCCACCGCCGAACUCGCCAGUCUUAAAAUAAGCCUGCGCGCCGCUCUCCGCCAAUUCCCCGACUUCCCGUCUCCUGGAAUACUCUUCGAAGAUAUUCUACCCAUCUUUGCCAAUCCUACUUUGCACGAAGCCCUUCUUCGCAGCCUCGAGUUGCACAUCCUUCAAAACCACGGCAACCAGAAGCCUGAUGUUAUCGUCGGUCUCGAGGCCCGAGGCUUCCUUAUCGGCCCCAGCCUUGCUUUGAGACUUGGCGCGAGCUUUGUCCCUGUGCGCAAGCAGGGCAAGCUGCCCGGACUAUGUGCAACCCAGGCCUACGAAAAGGAAUAUGGCCAGGACUUUUUCCAGAUGCAGGCUGAUUCAAUCAAGCCUGGCCAGAAGGUGAUUGUGGUGGACGACAUUAUUGCAACUGGCGGUUCCGCCUGGGCAGCGGGUGAACUUAUCAAGAAGAUGGGUGGCGAGCUCAUGAGCUUCCUUUUCAUUCUCGAGCUCGAGUUUCUUAAGGGACGGGAAAAGCUUCCUGCUCCGGUCUACACUCUCCUCUCCGGCCAAGAAGAAAAGCAUUAAUUCACAACCAACGACACUUGCUUUCUGUUUACCUGAUCAUUAUGAUUGUGCUGCCCGUAGACGGGUCUCAUUGUAACAAAGAAAACAGAAAAAAUACGCAUGUUUCCACUUCCCUGCACCCAGGCGCUCAGGGUUGAAUCUCGACUGGUCGGGACAUUGCAGCCAUGACUAUGAAAUUGGCUGCAUCUCAUCGGACGGACUGUAUGUCACAAGAAAAUUAGAAGCACAAUGCCUGCCCUACCGGGCUUUUCGCUCUCGUGAGAGUUCACCUUCGCUCGUCAGAUGGAACACCGGGAUAGACGAUGUCGGGACAAUGACCUACAUCAUGCACUUUUUCCUAGGGCAUGCAGGGGGGAAUGCGUAUACACUUUUAU
Aspergillus pseudonomiae is the source of this 1016-nucleotide messenger RNA. Its product is annotated as adenine phosphoribosyltransferase APT1. Gene Ontology annotation, cellular component: cytoplasm. The record is from RefSeq and is a predicted model, not a curated record. The transcript is spliced from 2 exons. Bases 1 to 642 code for a protein of 213 amino acids. Gene Ontology annotation, biological process: AMP salvage; adenine salvage. Lineage: Eukaryota; Fungi; Ascomycota; Eurotiomycetes; Eurotiales; Aspergillaceae. Gene Ontology annotation, molecular function: AMP binding; adenine binding; adenine phosphoribosyltransferase activity.